UGACACGGAGCGUAAACAAGUGUUAUAGGAGUAGCGGGCGAAGGUCGAUUUUGAACGGGUGCGAACUGUUCCGGCUGUGAACUUCUCAAAAUAUCUUUACAAUGACAACCCGAAAUGUAUCUCGCUUUUGGGAGUGGGGGAAAAAAAUUAUCUGUGUCGGGAGAAAUUACGCGGACCACGCCAAAGAACUGAUGAAUGCAAUCCCAAAAGACCCCGUGUUGUUUUUAAAGACUCCUUCUGCAUAUCUGACAGAGGGCUCACCUAUUCUAAUACCCAAAUACUCGAACAAUCUGCAUCAUGAAAUCGAGUUGGGGGUUGUUAUCGGAAAAGGGGGCACUUCUAUCUCCCAAUCUUCAGCGAUGGACCAUGUCGCAGGCUACGCUUUGUGCCUGGACAUGACAGCUCGUGACAUUCAGGAUGACUGCAAGUCCAAAGGUCUUCCGUGGACUCUAGCCAAAGCGUUCGAUACCUCUUGUCCCAUUAGCGAAUUUAUUCCGAAAGAGAAAAUUCCAGACCCUGGAAACGUGAAGAUCUGGCUCAAAGUAAACGAUCAGAUGCGCCAACAUGGAUGCACUUCCGAGAUGAUCUUCUCCAUCCCUUUUCUCAUCAGUUACAUCAGUGAGAUCAUCUCAUUAGAAGAGGGAGACCUGAUUCUUACAGGGACUCCCAAGGGGGUAUCCGCUGUACAGGUGCACGAUGAACUACAUGCUGGAAUAGAUGAUGUUGUCAGCAUGACUUUUAAGGUGGACAAGCUUAAACAGUAACAAACAAUGCCAUACGCUUGUAAUUAGAAAGCUGUGAAUAUCACUGGAAUUAAAUGGAAAACAUUUCAUGGAGUAGGCUAAGAUAAUAGCCUACUUGUAGUUCUUCAACCAGCAGAGGGCAGUGCUAACACUGUGCUCGUUCAAGUUAAAAUUUUUCUAAAUAUAUUUUUGGUCUAAUAUAGAUUUGACCUCAAUUGCAUGUGCAUGUAUUAACAUUUGAAAAAAUCUUAGUAUAUAUUUUAAUUAGAUUUACCUACUUUAACAGUGCGAUAUUUAGGUGGGUUUAUUAUCAAUCCUAGGUUCCGACCCUACUAGGGAGAUUUUCUUAGCCAUUAUUAAUCAAUAUUUUGUUUCUUGCUCUUUGGUGUUUUAGAAUGGGUAUCGGUAUAGCCUAAUCACUUCAUGACAAUUGCUGAUGUAAAAUGGGCUUUAUGAAAUAUGUUGAUUAAUUAUUAAGGGAAUUUUUUUUUCAAUAGCGCCAAAGUGUCCUAAAAUAGAAAUUGUAUGAUUGACAUGUAUUAUGUAAUUUUCACACUUUUCCCUCCCCUCAGCAUUCUGUCACCCAGCAUCAAAGGUCCCAACAGCAUUCAGGGCACAAGAGUCAAUUUAUCAAUAAUCAUUAUAAACUAUGCAGUGCCUUGCAAAAGUGUUCAUCUCCCUUGGCGUUUUUCCUAAUUUGUUGCAUUACAACCUGUAAUUUAAAUGUAUUUUUAUUUGCAUUUCAUGUGACAGACAUACCCAAAAUAGUCCAAAUUGGUGAAGUGAAAAAAAAUCACAAAAAAUCCAUUAAAAACAUUCAAAAAAUUUGAAAAGUGGUGCGUGCAUGUAUAUUCACCCCCUUUCCCAUGAAACCCCUGAAUAGGGCAUGUGGGAGACUCCCCAAAUAUAUCAUAAGGUUCUCUGGUCAGGUGAGAUUAAAUUGUAGCUGUUUGGCCAUCAAGGAAAAGGCUUUGUCUGGCACAAACCCAACACCUCUCAUCACCCCGAGAACACCAUCCCCACAGUGAAGCAUGGUGGUGGCAGCUGCAUGCUGUGAAUAGUUAUGCACACUCAAGCUUUCAGUUUUUUUGUCCUAUUUCUUGUUUGUUUCUUGUUUCUUCACAUGUUGUGUAAAUCAAAAGAUUGAUGAGACCAGGAUUUGGGGAAAUUAGACACUCAACUGCUUUCCAGGAUUUGAAGUUGAUGGGCUACAUUGUCAGCAAUCCAUGCUUUAAAU
This is a messenger RNA of Esox lucius (northern pike), 1980 nucleotides long. It is a transcript of the gene fahd1, whose product is annotated as fumarylacetoacetate hydrolase domain containing 1. The record is from RefSeq and is a predicted model, not a curated record. Gene Ontology annotation, molecular function: acetylpyruvate hydrolase activity. Gene Ontology annotation, cellular component: mitochondrion. The coding region runs from base 102 to 764 and encodes 220 amino acids. NCBI's taxonomy places the organism in Eukaryota, Metazoa, Chordata, Actinopteri, Esociformes, Esocidae. The transcript has a single exon.